This is a messenger RNA of Metopolophium dirhodum (rose-grain aphid), 1194 nucleotides long. Its product is annotated as hydroxysteroid dehydrogenase-like protein 2. The record is from RefSeq and is a predicted model, not a curated record. NCBI's taxonomy places the organism in Eukaryota, Metazoa, Arthropoda, Insecta, Hemiptera, Aphididae. Bases 90 to 1013 code for a protein of 307 amino acids. Gene Ontology annotation, cellular component: mitochondrion. The transcript has 6 exons.
UGUAAUAGUUAUAUAGGUACUAAUACCUUGGAUUUGGUGUUUUUGAAAUUUACCACCCAUUUUAUAAACUUUAUUCUGAUUACUUUAAAAUGCUUAAUACUGGAAAAUUGGAAGGGCGUACGUUAUUCAUUACUGGAGGGAGUCGUGGUAUUGGCAAGGCAAUUGCUUUGAAAGCAGCAAAGGAUGGCGCCAACAUAGUUAUUGCAGCUAAAACUACUGAACCACAUCCUAAACUCCCCGGAACUAUAUAUACUGCUGCAAGAGAAAUUGAAGAAGCAGGAGGAAAAUGUUUACCUUGUGUUGUGGACGUAAGGAAUGAAAGUCAAAUAAUUGAUGCUGUUAAAAAAGCUGUUGAUGUAUUUGGAGGUAUAGAUAUAGUCAUAAACAAUGCUAGUGCAAUAUCAUUAACUGGAACUUUAGACACUGAUAUGAAGAGAUAUGACUUAAUGCAUAACAUUAAUACAAGAGGAACAUUUCUUGUAUCAAAAAUAUGUCUGCCUUAUUUAAAGAAAAGCAAACACGCUCAUAUUUUAAAUAUUAGUCCUCCGUUGAAUAUGAAUCCUAAUUGGUUUAAAGACCACGUUGCAUACACAAUGGCCAAGUAUGGAAUGUCAAUGUGUAUAUUAGGAAUGGCUGAAGAAUUUAAGAAAGAUAACAUUGCCGUGAAUGCUUUAUGGCCUAGAACUGUAAUACAUACAGCAGCUGUUGAAAUGUUGUCGGGCAUAAAUGAAGCAAAAUCAUAUUCGCGGAAACCUGAUAUAAUGGCUGAUGCAGCUUAUUCAAUCAUAACCAAACCAUAUGAUCAUUAUAACGGACAAUUUUUAAUUGAUGACGAAGUGCUAAAACAAGAAGGAAUAAUAGAUUUUGAUCAGUAUUUAAGUGAUCCAGCAAACAACGGUAAUCUGAUGUUGGAUUUUUUUUUGGGAGAAUAUCCACAUGAUGGUUUCAACCAAGGUAAAGAAGUAGCCAAAAGACAAUCCCGGGUAAAUGAAAGAAAUAAUGUGAAUAAUUGAAAGCUCAACAUUUUAAUUUCUAUAAUUGUAUAAUUAUUUUUAUAAUAUACCUACCAAUUAUAAUAUCAUUCAAUGUUUUCCAAAAUUAUUGUUACAUUAUUUAGUAUACCUAGUAUAAUAAUAUAGUCAUAGCUCAAUAAGCUGUAUUUUUUUUAUUGAACUUAAGCCCGGCGACUAUGGC